Molecule: messenger RNA, 1183 nt
Organism: Olea europaea var. sylvestris
Lineage: Eukaryota; Viridiplantae; Streptophyta; Magnoliopsida; Lamiales; Oleaceae
Product: transcription factor RAX2-like
Exons: 3
Coding region: 42-1028 (328 amino acids)
Source: RefSeq, a predicted model, not a curated record
AUAUUGUUGUGCAACAUAUAAUUCUAGAGAGAGAGAGAGAGAUGGGGAGGGCUCCUUGCUGCGAUAAAGCAAAUGUCAAAAAGGGGCCAUGGUCACCAGAAGAAGAUGCUAAGCUUAAGGAGUUCAUCGAGAAAUAUGGAACUGGUGGGAAUUGGAUUGCUCUUCCUCAAAAAGUUGGUCUAAAGAGAUGUGGGAAGAGCUGCAGGUUGAGGUGGCUUAAUUAUCUCAGACCUAACAUUAAACACGGGGAGUUUUCCGACGAAGAAGAUAGAAUAAUCUGCACCCUUUAUGCAAGCAUUGGAAGCAGGUGGUCAAUCAUAGCUGCACAAUUACCAGGGAGGACUGAUAAUGAUAUCAAGAAUUAUUGGAACACCAAGCUCAAGAAGAAACUAAUGGGAAUGAUUCAACCAAACCAAGGAAGCAACCCAUCAUUUUCAGCCACCCUUCACACCCCACUCCCACAAUCUCAGGCACUACCAAGCCUAUCGCAGUUAUAUAAAGAUUUCAGCUCACUUUACACACCAAUGGACAGAUCUAUCACAGGCCUUGAGUCCAUUUCUUCAAUCCCGCAAAAUUUUCUUUACGGCAAUAAUAGCAAUAUUCCUUUAACUACCAAUUAUCAAUAUUCUUGUUAUGAACAGAAUCAAGAGCGUUUAAUGGAUUUGAAAAGUUAUGCUGUGAAAGAAAACAUGCUCAUAUUCGGAGGCGCUGAAGCAAGUUCUUCUUCUGAUGGAAGCUGCAGUCAGACCAGCCAUGGAAAAGUUGUUAAACAAGAAGAAAUGGGCUUUGUUCAAGGACUUAUGUCAACUAACAGAUUUGAAGAAUAUCAGAAGUUCAUUCUUGAUUAUGGAAAUAUUAAUGGAGAUAACAAUGGAGGCCCAUUCCUCGAUCAAAAGCCAAAUGGGAUUUUAGGGAACAGCGAACUGCAGUAUGACAUUGAGGAAGUUAAGCAACUGAUUAGCACUGGUAAUGGUUUACUCAAUGAUGAAAACAAGACACAAGAGACGGGCAUGUACCAGUACUACUGAAUUGAAUACUGACUAUCAUCAGAAAGAUUUGAAGGGGUAUGGUAUGGUAGGGAUUCAAAGAAAAAAAACUUUCAGAUUCUGGGGUUUAGUGUUUGUGAUGGAAAUUUAAUGAAAAAACUUAUUUUUUCUUGACAGUACAUGGUAAAGUUUUUCUU